Seminavis robusta is the source of this 264-nucleotide messenger RNA. The record is from the annotation of a GenBank genome assembly. NCBI's taxonomy places the organism in Eukaryota, Bacillariophyta, Bacillariophyceae, Naviculales, Naviculaceae.
UUCUCCUUGCCCAGCUACGAUGCCGCUCGAUCGAAUGAAGGUGGUUUUGGAGUAGGAUCGGAAGCUCGAUUGGGUCAAAAUCCUGCCGAUUUCGAAAAGUCCAAGCAAGACGAGGCCAUGAGAAAGGCAGAGGAGGCAAGGUUGGCCCGCAAGGAGGCUUUGAAACAAGAACGAAUCCAACGCAAUGAAGAUCAAAUCCGAGCUGCCGAAGCCAAGAAGCAGCGAGAUGCACAGAAACUGGCCGACUUUUUUGGAGGACAAUAG